CCGCACCGGGACCGCGGGAGACGGAGCGCCCGCCGGCGGGGCUGCAUGGGGCUCCCGCGCGACCCGCUCUUCUGGCUGCUGCUCCUGCUCGUGGCCUCCUGCUCGGGGAUCCUCCUCGCCCUGUUCUCCUCGGUGGGGAAGCCGCACCCGGGGCCCCGGUCCGGAGCCAGUACAGCCCAAGAACCUGUCUGUUUCCCUGACGUCUGCGCUGUAGCCAAAUCCCAGGAAGCAGGUCAGGACUUGGCCUGUUGGAGGAGCACCACGGCACCCCAGGCGUUCUCUGGACCCAAGGCCACGAAUGCGAGGACAAGCAAGGGCCAGCCCUGCAGACGCCCUCUGGCUCUGGCCGCCCGGCGGCACCCGCACUUCCGGGACCUGUUUGACUUCUCCCAGCCAGUGCUGCUCUCCGGGGGCCUCUUCACCCAGGAGCUGUGGGACAGCCUGAGCCAGCGCAAAGCCCCCUACGGCUGGCAGGGUCUCUCCCGCCAAGACAUCGCCUCCACCCUGAGCCUCCUGAAUGGCUCCGAGAGCACCCAGCUGUUCGGCCCCGCGAGGCCGCGCCAGGGCUGCGUCCGGUGUGCCGUGGUGGGCAACGGGGGCAUUUUGAACGGCUCCCGCCAGGGUCUGAACAUCGAUGCCCACGACUACGUGUUCAGACUCAAUGGUGCUGUGAUCAAAGGCUUCGAGGAGGAUGUGGGCACCAAGACCUCCUUCUACGGUUUCACCGUGAACACAAUGAAGAACUCGCUCAUCUCCUACAAGAAGCUGGGCUUCACCUCCGUGCCACAAGGACAGGGCCUGCGCUAUAUCUUCAUCCCCUCCGACCUCCGCGACUACGUGAUGCUGAGGUCAGCCAUUCUGGGGGAACCUGUUCGCAAGGGCCCUGACGAAGGGGACAGGCCUCAGACCUACUUUGGACCGGAAGCCUCUGCCAGUAAAUUCAAGCUCCUCCACCCAGGCUUCAUCAGCUACCUGACAGAGAGGUUUUUGAAAUCUAAGCUGAUGAACACAAAUUUUGGAGACCUAUAUAUGCCUAGUACUGGGGCCCUCAUGCUGUUGACAGCUUUACAUACCUGUGACCAGGUUAGUGCCUAUGGAUUCAUCACGAGUAACUACUGGAAAUUCUCUGACCACUACUUCGAACGAAUAAAGAAGCCACUGAUCUUCUACGCAAACCACGACCUGUCCCUGGAAGCAGCCCUGUGGAGGGACCUGCAUGCGGCCGGCAUCCUUCGGCUGUACCAGCGCUGACCCUGGACCACUGAGCCCUCCGCUCUCGCAGAGCUGGGGGCAGAGUCCCCCCAAUCCUAGAUCCACUCCUUCCCCGCCGAUGACAGGGGUGGCUUUGUGACUGUCACAAAUGUUGUGGAAUACCCCAUCUUGUCCUUGGCUCAUCCAAGAAAACUCCCCUGUGGCUCUGAGACAGACACUCCAACGUUGGUCAAGGGCAAAUGGCCGCUCCACUGGAUUUGUUUAAAACUGAAGACGUCACUCCUGAGAUGUGAAUGUCAGCGGGCGGGGCUGAGUGCCUCGAGGAAGCGGAGGACCCUGAAGUCAAAUGUUACAGGCAAAUGCACACUUCCCCGGCCCAGAGCCUCCAUCACACCGGGCCCCACGCAAACACCAGGACACGCCUUCACCUUCCUGAGAACCUGGCCAACCUACACCUGCCCCACGAUGAAGUGGGAGUUCCACAGGCAGGAUAUUAAUUGGAAACUAGGCAAUGGCAUAAACGAUGGACGACCAUUCCGUUUUUCCGUGUGUUGGGGGAGGUGGUACGCCACGCAGGGGCACAGCAGGGAGAGCACUCAGAGAAUUCGAGAACACGGGGAUGUUCUGGAAUCCGGGUGGGGCCAACCACACAGAAGGCUGCCUGCCUCUGAGGGAAUUCCCCUCAGACGUGGUGCCACCUCGUUACCAGGUGAAGAACCAUUAUCAGGUACGAAGCAUCGUGGCUUCGCUGAUUUGAACUGGACAGGCAGUUUCGUGUCAGACACUACACAGGACUUUCCUGGAGGCCAGCCCUGGGGUUUACCGUCGUGAUGCCUAGUAGCUUUUGCACAGGGCAGAGUGGGGGACGGGGUUGUCUCCACAGGGCCCGCCAGUGGGAGCCUCCCCCGGGGGCAGCCCCCGCCCUGCUCACUUCUCCGGGCCCAGCUCCUGGCCUCUGGGAUGGGAGGCUGAUCCCAUCAGCCAGGGUAACAAGAGGGAGGGGCUCUGUCACUGGCAUCAAAAUGCUGCCACCUUAGAAACUCAGACACUACGAGAACGGGCACUUUGGGCUGGAAGGA
This is a messenger RNA of Pteronotus mesoamericanus, 2291 nucleotides long. RefSeq names its product ST6 N-acetylgalactosaminide alpha-2,6-sialyltransferase 2 (gene ST6GALNAC2). The record is from RefSeq and is a predicted model, not a curated record. Gene Ontology annotation, molecular function: alpha-N-acetylgalactosaminide alpha-2,6-sialyltransferase activity. The coding region runs from base 46 to 1251 and encodes 401 amino acids. NCBI's taxonomy places the organism in Eukaryota, Metazoa, Chordata, Mammalia, Chiroptera, Mormoopidae. Gene Ontology annotation, biological process: protein O-linked glycosylation. The transcript has 10 exons.